This is a messenger RNA of Cynara cardunculus var. scolymus (artichoke), 1383 nucleotides long. RefSeq names its product activating signal cointegrator 1. Gene Ontology annotation, molecular function: zinc ion binding. NCBI's taxonomy places the organism in Eukaryota, Viridiplantae, Streptophyta, Magnoliopsida, Asterales, Asteraceae. Bases 99 to 1268 code for a protein of 389 amino acids. Gene Ontology annotation, biological process: regulation of DNA-templated transcription. The transcript is spliced from 4 exons. Gene Ontology annotation, cellular component: nucleus. The record is from RefSeq and is a predicted model, not a curated record.
AGAAUCAUAUCUGUUAACAUGCCAAAGUAACUCUAAACUUUAGAAAUUGGAAACUACUGAAUUGCUUCACAUCUCGAUCGGCAGCAACACUUCUGAGAAUGGAGACGGCGGGACAGUGGUUGGAGAAGGCGUUACUGGACCUUUGCCGGAAGACGGAGGGUUUGGAUUUGGACGGUGAUCUCAUCUCAGGGCUAGUCUCCUACUGUGAUCUUGCUCCUCCUAUUGACGCCAAGGAGUAUCUCGAUAAUAUUGUUGGCGAGGAAGCUGGCCGACAUGUGAUCGAUGAAUAUUUGAAGCGAAGAGGUUAUACAGAUACUACCAGCACCUUGCUAGAUGGUCCAACUUCCCAAUUACGGGAGUAUGUCAAACCACCAGCAAAAGAACCAAUUAGUGUGACUAAAAAACCUGUAAAAGCUCCAAAAGAGGCUGCACCAUCCACUUCCAAGGAGAAAAACAUCCCAACUCAGAUCACGCAACCACAAAACCAACAAACAGGCAAUCAAAGCAAGUCAAAGAAGAAAAAAUCUGGGAAAGUCAUAUCAAUUGCGGAGGCUUCCAAGGGCUCUAUCAUUUUUCAACAGGGAAAACCAUGUUCGUGUGAAGCUCGUAGGCACAGACUGGUUAGUAAUUGUUUAUCUUGUGGGAAGAUUGUGUGUGAACAGGAAGGAGAGGGACCUUGCAGCUUUUGUGGGGCCCUUGUUCUGAGAGAAGGAAGCACGUAUGCUGGGCUAGAGGAAGAAUUUGGUCCCUUAUCGGAUGCUGAGGCAGCAGCCGAAGCUUAUGCAAAGAGGCUUGUUGAUUAUGAUCGAAACUCUGCUGCACGUACAACUGUGAUAGAUGAUCAAAGUGACUACUAUGAGAUUGAAGGGAACAGUUGGCUGUCAAUGGAGGAAAAGGAACUUUUGAGAAAGAAAAAAGAGGAGAUAGAGGAGGCUGAACGUGCUAACCGCAACAAAGUUGUCAUCUCUUUUGAUUUGGUUGGGCGUAAGGUGCUUCUGAAUGAAGAUGAAGCCUCAGAACAAUUGCCGAAGAGCAUCUUGCUUAGGCCUGCUGAUGAUCGUGAAGUGAACCGGUUCAAACCCAACCCGAGCCUCGAGAUACAACCAAUCUUCAUCGACCCUGGGCCCAGCAAGAAAAAUGCCGAUGGCAAGGCGAAUCACAUGAACAAAGGGAUAGCUAAAGGCUUGUGUCUGGAAAUCAGUGGGAGAGUGCAGCAUGAUACCACUGAACUAAAAAACCAUGACCAUUUGGAUAUUAGCAGCUUCUAAAAUGGGGUUUUGUUUGGUGUACAAAAAAAUUCUUUUCUUUCAGCGGUUUCGUCUUGUAUACUUGAGCAUGAUAACAUUGGUGUCUCAUACGAUAUAUAUAUCCGAAUACGUGUUG